This is a messenger RNA of Brassica napus (rape), 666 nucleotides long. RefSeq lists its product as uncharacterized. The record is from RefSeq and is a predicted model, not a curated record. The transcript has a single exon. NCBI's taxonomy places the organism in Eukaryota, Viridiplantae, Streptophyta, Magnoliopsida, Brassicales, Brassicaceae. Bases 1 to 666 code for a protein of 221 amino acids.
AUGUGGGGAAAAGGUGUGAAACUGGAAAUUUACAUGCAACCCUUGAAGAGGUCUUUCCUUGUCUGUAUUCCCAAUGAAUUUAUCAGAACUAAAGCUCUGGAAAAGCGAUUGUGGUAUGUUGGCUCCUCGAUGUUCCAUGUCUCACAAUGGGGAUCAUCUACUACUUCUGUCAUCCAAGAGAUAAAGUCUAUCCCCCUAUGGGCUUAUCUCUCAGGUGUUCCGUUUGAUCUCCGAACCAAAGAAGGCCUCAGCCUAGCAGCAAGAUUAGUUGGUGAGCCUAUUGAAACUGAUGACUACACCAAGAACCUCACUGAUCUCAAUAUAGCUCAUGUGAAAGUUGAAGCUGAUCUCACUAAGCCUCUGCCUUCAUCUGGUGAACUUCUGCGACAGAACGAAGAGACAAUUCCAAUAGAAAUAAUGUAUCCAUGGGUUCCUCCAUUUUGCACUCAAUGCAGUCGAAUUGAACAUGUGAAAAAGACUGCAUCUACCCUGCUAAUCCUAGUGAACAAGAGGUCUCUCGGAGCAUCAAAGCGUACGCAGGUAGCUGUUCCUGAUCCUCCUGACUCUGAUGAAUCCCUUGAUGCUACUAUGACUGAACAAGCUGAGCCUAGCUUAACAGCUAUGGUUUCUCUGUCCCGGACCUGCCUGAUCAUGAUGAAGAGGUAA